AUGGGUCGGCGUAAACGUAAGUCUACAAAUAAACAUUCAAUAUGUAGUGUAUGUCAAGUCUCUUAUUCGCCUUCAUCUUCUUUAAUUCCUCGUUGCUCUUCAUGUACUUCUAUGGUUCGAAAUACCAUUUGUGAUUCAUGUCUUCAUAGCUACAUCUUUACUUCUUUUUCACAAGAUAGUGCAAAACGGAUUAUUUGUCCCGAAAACGGAUGUCAUACUGAACUAAACAAAACUACUCUUCAUGCAGCACUUGUUAAAUUUGGUCAUCAAGAUUUAUGGGAAGAUUAUGUAUUGAAAUCGAAUUGGUCUGGAACAAGUCAACAAUGGAUGCAACAAUUUGCUGUAAGAUGUCCUGGUUGUCGAAUACCUAUUGAAAAAAAUGGUGGUUGUGAUCAUAUGAUAUUACUCAAUAAAAUGAAUCCAUAUGCUACAAAUCCGUUUGGUGGUAAUCCUACAUUUUCAUAUCCAGGUUCUUUUCCUCAACAAGGUUUUGGACAAUUUGGUACUACUGGAGGAUAUUUUACUGGUGGUUAUCCUUAUUCGGGAGGAAAUUUUUUUUCAAGUGGUCAACCAUUGUCUUCUCCUCCUGCAUCUGGUUUUCCUGCACAAGCUAUAGGCGCUCAAUUUGGACAAGGUUUUACUUUUCCUCAAGUACCUAGUGGCUUUGGUUAUCCACCAUCUUCGUUUAUGCCACAAGCACAACCAUCUCCAUAUGGUGCUCCUUUUCCUCAAGAACAACCAUCUUCAUUUGGUGCUCCUUUUCCUCAAGAACAAUUUUCUUAUGGUAAUCCAAAUUAUUUUGGUAGUGGUUCUUAUGGUCGACCUCGAUCUCGUCAUUCAUCACAUCGUCGUCGAUCUCGACCACGUCAUCGACGUAGUUCAUCAUCAUCAUCAAGCAGUAGUGAUGAACAUCGAAGAAGAGGUUCACCUUUUGGUCAUCCUGGCAAUUAUUAUGGUAAUAUACCACCACGAGGUGGUUCACCUAGUAUUCCUCCUCGUCCACCUGGUUGGUAA
This is a messenger RNA of Rotaria sordida, 1014 nucleotides long. The record is from the annotation of a GenBank genome assembly. Lineage: Eukaryota; Metazoa; Rotifera; Eurotatoria; Philodinida; Philodinidae.